CUAGGUGCUGAUGCGGUCAGCUAGGCAGUAGUACGGGACCGGUACAUAGCACUUGCACAACUGGCGGCCACGGGCCGGUGUUUGCACUGCAGCGCAGCAUCACACUGUACUGCACAGCGCUGCCACUGUUGCCAGUGUGUACUGUACGGUGUCUGAGCUCUGUCUUACCGGUAGCCCCUUCGCAGGGCUGUGAAUUUGACGGUGGUAUAUAUCAUGGCCGUCGAAGGCAAGUCCCGGCUAAAAGAUCCCCUAAAUAAAUACAAGGAACCGAGUAGAGCGACGGAGGGUUCCCUGAGGCACAGGCAGCGGGGGAAGAACAGGGCUACCCAUACAAGUACCGAUACCCCUCACACCAGGAAUAGAUGGGCAUCGGGGCGCUUCUUCUCUUACCUCAGCCCGGCCAAUAUAAAGAUUGGGGUCACUCUCUUAAUUGCUGCUAUCGUAGGGAUUUUGCACUGGAGUUACAUAUCAACACUUUUUGAAAAUGAUCGCCAUUUUUCUCACCUUUCAACUUUGGAACGAGAGAUGGCCUUUCGCACUGAAAUGGGCCUUUAUUAUUCUUACUUCAAAUCCAUCAUUGAAGCACCAUCAUAUUUUUCUGGGUUGCAUUUAAUCAUGAAUGAUAAUGUUACAGAAUAUCCUAGCGUAAUAAAUACUUUGAAACGAUUCAAUCUGUACCCUGAGGUGAUCCUGGCCAGCUGGUUCCGCAUUUUUACAUCAACAAUGAAGUUUGUUGGCAUAGACACCAAAAUCUGCUGGACAGUGAAUCGGGGGAAUGAUCUAAGUCCUGUAGAAAGCUGUGAAGGUCUUGGUGAUCCUGCUUACUUUUAUGUCACUAUGAUAUUUAUUUUGAAUGGAAUUAUGAUGUCAUUAUUCUACAUAUAUGGACUAUAUUUAAGUGGCAGUCGACUUGGAGGGCUUGUUACCGUGAUAUGUUUCUUUUAUAAUCAUGGUGAAAGCACCCGAGUAAUGUGGACACCACCGCUACGUGAAAGUUUUUCAUAUCCAUUCCUUGUACUUCAAAUGUUUCUUUUGACAUACAUCCUAAGGACGCCAUAUAUUGGUAGAAGAAGCCUGAUUGCACUUGGUGUUUCUAAUGUAUUUUUUAUGCUUCCCUGGCAAUUUGCCCAGUUUGUUCUCUUAACACAGAUUGCCUCACUUUUUGCUAUCUAUCUUGUUGGUUACCUGGACUCUGAGAAAUUUUUGAAUAUAUUGUACACACACAUAGUUUCACUGGCACUGUGCUUUAUAUUGAUGUUUGGGAAUUCAAUGCUCUUGACAUCCUAUUAUGCAUCCUCUCUAAUAGUUAUUUGUAUUAUUGUUAUGAACAGAGACUUUUUAAAUAUUGAAAAUCUGCCACUUGUAAAAUGCAUAUUACAGGUGUUAACUUGGAUAUUGGGGACUGUGGUCUUGAAAGCACUUACAUCCAUGCUACUUGGAGUUAGAGAUGAUGCUCAUAUAUUCAAUAUACUCAAGUCAAAGUUUACUAGUUACAAGGAUUUCGACACAUUGAUGUAUACCUGUGCACCGGAGUUUGACUUCAUGGAGACAGAGACACCAUGGAGAUAUUUCAAGACGCUUUUACUUCCUGUUGUUUUUUUAGUAUUUCUCACUAUAUGUGUUUGGGUUCUUAUAGAUAGUCGUCUUUUCAGUAGAUGGUUAAACACCAGAGAACAAGAAAAUGAAAGAUGGGAAUAUUAUACAAGUGGAGAGCUGGUAUAUCAUGUACUGCAGCUAUUGGCAUUCGCUGUCCUUGCUAUUUUAAUUAUGAGACUGAAGUUGUUUUUGACACCCCAUAUGUGCGUAAUGGCUUCUCUCUUAUGCUCCAAACAGCUCUUUGGGUGGAUCAACAACAGAGUCCGUCUUCCUCUGUUUGUCACUGUCAUAUUGAUCUUGAUGUCAAUACAAGGAAUUAGCAACAUUCAAAGUCAAAUGAGCAUAAAAGGAGAGUUUAGCAACAUAGCUCAGGAAGAACUAUUGGAGUGGAUCAAAUUCAGUACAAAGCCAAAUGCAGUGUUUGCUGGAGCAAUGCCUACAAUGGCAAGUGUUAAACUAUCAACAGGACGCCCUGUUGUCAACCACCCACACUAUGAAGAUGCAGAUUUACGAGCACGGACAAAAAUAGUUUACUCAAUGUACAGCCGUAAGGCCGCUAAAGAUGUAAAAAAGGACCUGAUCAAAUUGGGAGUGCAAUACUUCAUAUUGGAAGAUGCGUGGUGCUUGAGAAGGACUAAAACUGGCUGCACCUUGUCAGAGAUCUGGGAUAUUGAAGAUCCUUCUAAUGUUGGGAAGACUCCAUUGUGUUCUAUUUUGGCCAAGGAAACAUUGCCACACUUUAUCACCUUAUUUCAAAAUAAUCUUUACAAAGUUUUAAGAAUUACUGUUUAAAGAAGUUCCCAUGUACUCAAGAUUCAGAUGGGGUUUUUUUGUUUUUAAUUCUGGUAUCCUUGUUUUACAUAUAUUUGUAAGCUGACAUUUUGUAAUAUACACUAUGCUAUGCAAAUCUUUAUUGCUAAGUAAAAUCUUUUAAAAAUA
Pseudophryne corroboree (corroboree frog) is the source of this 2535-nucleotide messenger RNA. RefSeq names its product dpy-19 like C-mannosyltransferase 1 (gene DPY19L1). The record is from RefSeq and is a predicted model, not a curated record. The transcript is spliced from 22 exons. Gene Ontology annotation, cellular component: nuclear inner membrane. The coding region runs from base 214 to 2388 and encodes 724 amino acids. Gene Ontology annotation, molecular function: mannosyltransferase activity. NCBI's taxonomy places the organism in Eukaryota, Metazoa, Chordata, Amphibia, Anura, Myobatrachidae.